AUGUUGCUGGAGGCUGACGAAAAAGGCCCCCAAAUAAUGAAGAUCACGGUUCAUAAGCCGCACAAACUAACUGACAGGACAAUGAAAAUGCUCCCAAAGUAUUUGUGA
Trypanosoma brucei brucei TREU927 is the source of this 108-nucleotide messenger RNA. RefSeq lists its product as hypothetical. Bases 1 to 108 code for a protein of 35 amino acids. The record is from RefSeq and is a predicted model, not a curated record. The transcript has a single exon. Lineage: Eukaryota; Euglenozoa; Kinetoplastea; Trypanosomatida; Trypanosomatidae.